GUUUUUGUUUUGUUUGGUUUGUUUCUUUAUUGCAUUUAUUUUUUUAAUUUUCAUUUGCUCUUUUCACACACCAAAAAGUAGAAAUUAAAAGGGUCGUGAUCAUGAUUUAUGCUCCACAUUUAAGGGGAAAGGGUAAAAGGAAAAAGACGCCGAGGAUGAAAUCCAAUCUUCAUUGUUCAAAUCUUUAAGAUUACGAAUUCGCAGAAAGUCAAGAGUCCAACGACGCGAAGUUUCCAAUUUAAUGUUGUGGGAGAAAAGUCUCUUGGCUGCCAAGUUUCAACUUGAACACUCUCCGUCUCAAUGGGUGUUUGAAUUGAAUGAUUUUUUUUUUUUUUACAUUUUUUAUUAUGAUUUAAUCCGAUCUCUUGCUCGGGGUUUCUUUUAUUAGUCUCCUUUUUUCUUUCAUUCAAUUUUGUUUUCUUCAAUUCUUUUGUUCGUUCUUCGGAUCAGGCGUUUGCGCAACCACAUAUUGGAUUCUUCCUACUUUAUUUACGAACGCUUUUUUUUUUUUUUUUCCCCUUCUUGUAGUUGUAGUAGCUCCAGCUGAAUCUUCCGUGCAAUUUCUUAAGGGUUUGGGCUACCAUGUUGUGCUGGGUUCCUAGCUGAUUUUUCUCUCUUUCUGUCGAAUUAUGCAGGAAAAAAAUAUGGAUGAAUCAUGAAAUUGUGAUGGAAAAAUAGUAGUUGUAUGAAAUUCUUGACCCCCUUCGAAAAGGUCAAAAUCCCUUUUUUUAUUGCAUGAUCUUGUUCCAAAUCCUUUUUAUUCCAUUGAUAGAAAUUGGGUUUUAUCAUUCUUGUAGACUCAGGAGAAAGAUUUUUUUUUUCUUUUUUCAUUCUAUAACUAUUUUGUUUACGAGACCAUCUUGCGGGCUCAUCAUUACUCUUCCUAUUUUAAAGAAUGAAGCUUGUGGUUCGUGUGAUUGAGGCACGAAACCUGCCUGCAAUGGAUUACAAUGGAUUCAGUGAUCCUUACGUUAGAUUGCAGCUAGGUAAGAACAAGAACAGGACUAAAGUAGUGAAGAAGUCCUUGAAUCCAUCUUGGUUCGAAGAGUUCAAUUUCCGGGUGGAAGACCUGAACGAGGAACUCCUAAUCUCUGUCUUGGAUGAGGAUAAGUACUUCAAUGAUGAUUUCGUGGGUCAGCUGAAAGUGCCCGUUUCACGGGUUUUCGAUGCGGAAGGCAACUCUCUGGGCACUGCCUGGUAUCCUCUGCAACCCAAAAAUAAGAAGUCCAAGAACAAGGAUUGUGGUGAAAUUCUUCUCACUAUAUAUUUUUCUCAAAACCAUUCUUUCAUGGGCGUCAAAUCUAAUGGUGAUCAUGCGCCACAUUCGAGGAAGCAUGCUGACAUUGCAAUUGAAUCAUUUUCAAGACCUUCUGAUAGCCCCUUAAGGUCAUCUUCUCCAAUGAGGAUUGAUGAAGCUGUUUCAACUAAGGAAGAUAAGUCCAGCACGCAAAAAAAAAUUUCUGGUCGAUUUGCUCAAAUUUUUAAUAAGAACGAAGAUACAGCAUGCAUUUCCUCUGGAAAAGGCAUUCAUUUGUCAGAGAUACCUGAGACAACCAAACCUGAGGUUAAUGAGGAUAAGCCUGAAGAGCAAUCAUUUUUGGGCACUUUUGAAGAAGCAAUUAAAAAAAUGGAGUCGGCUGAUCAGGGAAGUGAAAUUCUGAGCAAUUUAUCUGGAGGAGUACUUUUAGACCAAUUGUAUAUGAUUGCACCGUCAGACCUGAACUCUUUACUCUUUUCACCUGAUUCAAAAUUCCCAAAAUCUUUAGCAGAUGUGCAGGGAACUACAGAAUUGCAACAAGGACCAUGGAAAUUAGAGAGUGGUGAAGAUAGAUUGAAAAGAGUGGUUACUUACAUUAAGGCUGCAACUAAAUUAAUUAAGGCUGUGAAAGGCAUUGAGGAGCAAGUGUAUCUCAAAGCUGAUGGGAAGGUUUUUGCAGUUUUAGCAACUGUGAGUACACCAGAGGUCAUGUAUGGGAGCACCUUUAAAGUUGAAUUGCUUUAUUGCAUCAUGCCUGGGCCUGAGCUGCCCUUGGGGGAACAAUCUUCACGGUUGGUAAUAUCAUGGCGAGUAAAUUUUCUACAGAGCACUAUGAUGAAAGGUAUGAUAGAAGGAGGAGCACGACAAGGUCUGAAGGAAAGCUUUGAGCAAUAUGCAAGUUUAUUAUCUCAGAAUGUUAAGCCGGUUGAUUUGAAGGAUCUUGGAUCGAAUAAGGAACAUAUUUUGGCUUCGUUGCAGGUAGAAUCCCAGUCAGAUUGGAAGCUGGCGGUUCAAUUUUUUGCCAAUUUUACAGUAGUAUCCACCAUUUUUAUUGGAUUGUAUGUGCUUGUGCAUCUCUGGCUAGCUGCACCUAGUUCAAUUCAGGGGCUUGAGUUUGCGGGGCUAGACUUGCCAGAUUCAAUUGGAGAACUGAUUGUAUGUGGUAUUCUGGUUCUUCAGGGGAAUAGAGUGCUGAAUCUGAUAGCACGUUUCAUGCAGGCCCGAGUACAAAAAGGCAGUGAUCAUGGAGUCAAAGCUCAAGGGGAUGGGUGGUUGCUGACUGUUGCCUUGAUUGAGGGUAGUAGUCUGGCGGCUGUUGAUUCAAGUGGGUUCUCUGAUCCAUAUGUAACCUUCACUUGUAAUGGUAGAACCAGAACCAGCUCAAUCAAGUUUCAGAAAUCUGAUCCUCAGUGGAAUGAAAUAUUUGAAUUUGAUGCAAUGGAUGACCCUCCAUCUGUAAUGGAUGUGGAAGUUUAUGACUUUGAUGGACCUUUUGAUGAAGCAACAUCACUUGGACAUGCCGAAAUCAACUUUCUAAAAUCUAAUUUAUCAGAUCUGGCUGAUGUGUGGAUUCCUCUUCAAGGAAAGUUAGCUCAGGCAUGUCGCUCUAAGCUACAUUUAAGAAUUUUCUUAGAUAAUACAAGAGGUGGCAAUGUUGUUAAAGAGUACUUGAAUAAGAUGGAGAAAGAGGUGGGGAAGAAGAUAAAUUUGCGGUCUCCUCAAACAAAUUCAGCAUUUCAAAAACUCUUUGGACUUCCGCCCGAAGAAUUUCUUAUUAAUGAUUUUACUUGUCAUUUGAAACGCAAAAUGCCCCUGCAGGGCCGUUUAUUUUUGUCUCCAAGGAUUAUUGGGUUCUAUGCUAAUUUAUUUGGACACAAGACAAAAUUCUUUUUUCUAUGGGAGGACAUAGAAGAAAUUAAACUUAUUCCUCCUACACUUGCAUCCAUGGGCAGUCCAAUCAUUAUUGUGAUUCUCCGGCAGGGCAGAGGUAUGGAUGCAAGGCAUGGUGCAAAGAAAAUAGAUGGGGAAGGCAGGCUGAAGUUCCAUUUCCAUUCUUUUGUAUCUUUCAAUGUAGCACACAGGACAAUUAUGGCUUUAUGGAAGGCUAGAUCAUUAAGCCCUGAACAGAAGGUGCAAAUAGUUGAAGAAGAAUCUGAGACCAAAACCCUCCAAAAUGAAGAGGGUGGGUCUUUUUUGGGUGUUGAGGAUGUUAACAUGUUUGAGGUUCAUUCCGCUUUUCUUUCUGUUCCUGCUGACUUCUUCAUAGAGCUGUUCAGUGGUGGUGAUUUGGAUCGCAGAGUAAUGACAAGAACAGGUUGUCUUGACUAUUCUCCAUCUCCAUGGGAGUUGGAGAAGGCUGAUGUGUGCCAGAGGCAAAUUUAUUACAAAUUUGAUAAGCACAUUUCCCGUUACAGUGGAGAGGUGACUAGCACACAGCAAAGAUCUCCCCUGCCAGAUAAAAAUGGUUGGCUGGUUGAAGAGGUCAUGACUCUUCAUGGGGUUCCUCUUGGUGACUACUUCAAUCUUCACCUUAGAUUCCAGGUUGAGGAUUUGCCCUCAAAGUCAAAGGGCUGUAAUGUGCAAGUGUAUUUGGGAGUUGCAUGGCUGAAAAGUACCAGACAUCAGAAAAGGAUCACAAAGAAUAUUGUUUCAAAUUUGCAAGAGCGCCUGAAGGUGAUGUUGGAAGCAGUUGAGGAGUUUGGGGCUAGAAGGUAGAUGGAUUCAAUUCAUUGCUCUGCUCUCGGCUUUGCUAACAUGAACUGGAGAGGACUAAUUCUCCAGGAGCAGCAUCUUUCAGAGGCAAAUGCAUUCCUUCAGUGUAUCUUCUGCUGAGAACCAGUAUUCUAAUUGAAAAGAAAUGCUGGAUUCAACGGGAGUCCCUCACUGGGGGCUGAUCUCUUAGUCCAGAGAUAUUUGAUCCAUUCAAAUAAGCCCCUUCUUUGGCUGUGCAGGUGCUGCACUAAAUCUUUAAUAUGAGAUGAUUUGUACUUCUGCUAAGGGAUAUAGCUACUGGCUGGGGUAUCUGGUCUGGGAUAUAGGCUUCAAGCUUGACGUGGCUGUUUGAUUCGUUCCAAUCCCAGUGAGAUUGAAAACCUGGACUAAGAAAGGGCUGAAGUUGGUUGAUGUCUUGCCCUCUAACAUUUAUAUUGCUCCUCUUGAGAUCAGUUUUGCAAGAUAAUAUCAAGGCAAUUUUCCAAUUAUGCAUUUAAAUGUUGUUUGUACUCGAGAAUGCAGAUUGGAUUUCAAACUUGUGGAGAAAUGAGAGGGGAGACAAGCCCCACAACCAUGCAAGUACAUUUCAUACACUUUAUACACUUCAUUUUAGUCUGUAGGAUUGGCAAUGGACGGAGUGGCUUACCAUUGUUCUUUAGCAUAGACUACAGCUUGGAUUGUAAAAAUAAAAAAUGGUAAGGGUAGCAUUUAUACUAUUUAUGCUUAUGGCUAAGAUGCUGAGUUGUGGUACACCAUAGGCUUUUGGGAGUUGUCAUUUUGGAGAGUCGAAUGGCAGCUUGUUGAUAGAAACACUCUUUUAUCUUUUAACAAUUUCUCACGCUGGUUAUAUGCAAUAAGCAUUGUGGUGAAUUCAAUUGCUUGAGAA
Molecule: messenger RNA, 4856 nt
Organism: Malania oleifera
Lineage: Eukaryota; Viridiplantae; Streptophyta; Magnoliopsida; Santalales; Ximeniaceae
Product: C2 and GRAM domain-containing protein At1g03370
Exons: 9
Coding region: 896-3973 (1025 amino acids)
Source: RefSeq, a predicted model, not a curated record